Musca domestica (house fly) is the source of this 1114-nucleotide messenger RNA. Its product is annotated as probable cytochrome P450 4s3. The record is from RefSeq and is a predicted model, not a curated record. The transcript is spliced from 3 exons. Gene Ontology annotation, molecular function: heme binding; monooxygenase activity; iron ion binding. NCBI's taxonomy places the organism in Eukaryota, Metazoa, Arthropoda, Insecta, Diptera, Muscidae. The coding region runs from base 1 to 1080 and encodes 359 amino acids.
AUGGAUUUAUUAACAAUCAACAGUUUAUCGUUGAUGGGCCUUGCCGUAUUGGGCCUAUUUCUGCGCUACCUAACAACAAUUUUAGAAUUUAUCCGUUUGAUAAAAUGGUCAUCAACCGUGCCAGGACCAUCAAUUGGUGAACUAAUGGAAAAUGCGAAAAAAGGACGUAAGUGUUGCCAAGCGCCGCUGUUAGUAUAUAAAUUUUUGAGAAUCUGCCACAUCCUACACACAAAGGCCUUCUCGUUUUGGCAACGCACCAACCCCUUCUUCAAAUACACCGAGCCGGGACGUGAACGUGAUGCUUGCCUUAGGAUACUACACGACGAGACGAAUCGUGUCAUCAAACUACGACGCAAAAUGCUCGAAGAUGCCAAGAUACAAAAGAUGGCCGACACGGAAAAUCUGCUCGACAAUAUUGGAAAGAAAAAACGUUUUGCCUUCCUCGAUAUGUUGUUGAUAUCCCAAAUGGAGGGGGUGGAUCUGACAGAUCGUGAAAUACGCGAAGAGGUUGAUACCUUUAUGUUUGAGGGUCACGACACAACAAGUUCGGCAAUUGGUUUUGCCAUCUAUCUGCUGUCACAGCAUCCCGAGGUACAGCAGGAGGCCUAUGAGGAAUGUAUGAUUUUGGAGGGCAAUGAGAAGGAGAAUAUGCCAUAUUUGGAAGCGGUAAUCAAGGAGACGCUGCGUUUAUAUCCCUCGGUGCCGACAUAUGCUCGCUACAUUACCGAAGAUCUGCAAGUUGGCAAAUUAACCUUGCCCAAGGGUUCGAAUAUCAGUAUUAUGACUUAUUUGACACAACGUGAUGAAAGAUAUUUCCCCGAACCGGAGAAGUUUGAUCCCCAAAGAUUUUUGCAAAAGGACAAGGAACAACAUCCCUUCAGUUUUGUGGCAUUUAGUGCGGGGCCACGUAAUUGUAUUGGUCAAAAGUUUGCCAUGUUGGAGCUGAAAUGUUCCCUGUCAUACCUCCUGCGCAAUUUCGAAUUUUUACCAGUCAAAGACUUCAAACCCAAUGCCUUGCCCGAAUUAGUUACGAAAAGUGGAAAUGGUAUCAAAAUUAGGAUAAAAUCCCGUGGCAAUUGAUUUUUUUAGCUUUUAAUUAGGCGUAAUUUUAAGU